GUGGGCUGCGCGCCUGCGCGAAGCUGCUCCUGCGGCAUGGAAGAGCCGGAGCCCGAGCAGAUCCGCUUGAAGUGCGUCCGGACUGGGGGUCACUUCACGGUGCCCCCCGAGCACAGGCUGGGACGAUGUCGGAGUGUGAAGGAGUUUGAGAAGUUGAACCGCAUUGGCGAAGGCACCUAUGGCAUCGUGUAUCGGGCCCGGGACACCCAGACAGAUGAGAUUGUCGCCCUCAAGAAAGUGCGGAUGGACAAGGAGAAGGAUGGGGUCCCCAUCAGCAGCCUUCGUGAAAUCACACUGCUCCUCCGCCUGCGUCACCCUAACAUUGUGGAGCUGAAAGAGGUGGUUGUGGGGAACCACUUGGAGAGCAUCUUCCUGGUGAUGGGUUACUGUGAGCAGGACCUGGCCAGCCUGCUGGAGAACAUGCCGACACCUUUCUCUGAGGCGCAAGUGAAGUGCAUUGCGUUGCAGCUCCUCCGAGGUCUCCAAUACCUGCACCGGAACUUCAUCAUCCACAGGGACUUGAAGGUCUCCAACCUGCUCAUGACAGACAAGGGCUGUGUGAAGACGGCUGACUUCGGCCUGGCCCGGGCCUAUGGCACCCCUGUGAAACCCAUGACCCCCAAGGUGGUCACCCUGUGGUACCGUGCUCCCGAGCUACUGUUGGGGACCGUCACGCAGACCACCAGCAUUGACAUGUGGGCUGUGGGCUGCAUCCUGGCCGAAUUGUUGGCCCACAAGCCACUUCUCCCAGGCACUUCUGAAAUCCACCAAGUGGACCUGAUCGUACAGCUUCUGGGGACACCCAGUGAGAACAUCUGGCCGGGGUUCUCCAAAUUGCCACUGGCCAGCCAGUACAGCCUGCGUAAGCAGCCCUACAACAACCUGAAGCACCGCUUCCCCUGGCUCUCCGAGGCAGGCCUGCGCCUGCUCAACCUCCUCUUCAUGUACGACCCCAAGAAAAGGGCCACGGCUGGGGAUUGUCUGGAGAGCUCGUACUUCAAGGAGAAGCCCCUGCCCUGCGAGCCAGAGCUCAUGCCCACCUUCCCGCACCACCGGAACAAGCGUGCUGCCCCAGCUGCACCCUCAGGUGCCGAGGCCCAGAGCAAGCGCUGCAGACCCUGACGUGUGGGGCAUAGAAGA
This is a messenger RNA of Suncus etruscus (white-toothed pygmy shrew), 1140 nucleotides long. RefSeq names its product cyclin dependent kinase 10 (gene CDK10). NCBI's taxonomy places the organism in Eukaryota, Metazoa, Chordata, Mammalia, Eulipotyphla, Soricidae. Bases 37 to 1122 code for a protein of 361 amino acids. The transcript has 13 exons. Gene Ontology annotation, biological process: regulation of mitotic cell cycle; protein phosphorylation. Gene Ontology annotation, cellular component: nucleus. The record is from RefSeq and is a predicted model, not a curated record. Gene Ontology annotation, molecular function: ATP binding; cyclin-dependent protein serine/threonine kinase activity.